Pseudonaja textilis is the source of this 1110-nucleotide messenger RNA. It is a transcript of the gene RANGRF, whose product is annotated as RAN guanine nucleotide release factor. Lineage: Eukaryota; Metazoa; Chordata; Lepidosauria; Squamata; Elapidae. Gene Ontology annotation, cellular component: nucleus. Gene Ontology annotation, molecular function: sodium channel regulator activity; small GTPase binding; transmembrane transporter binding. The record is from RefSeq and is a predicted model, not a curated record. Gene Ontology annotation, biological process: protein import into nucleus; regulation of membrane depolarization; regulation of sodium ion transmembrane transporter activity.
GCUAAACGUUCAGGCCUAGUAGGGCAGGGCGGGAGGUGCGGAUUCAUUGGAGAGGGAAGUUUUAAAGAGAAAGUCGCCUCCUGCAUGCAAUCAAGCUAGGUUCAGAGGCAAAGGGCCAUGGCGGAUGAGCAGCUCCAAGAAAGCCACCUCUUUGGGGGUGCCUUUUCAGCUUGCCUCCCUCCUGGAAGUCUGGAUAUCAGCGAAAUGCGUCAGGUCCCUGACAACCAGGAAGUCUUUGUUCACCCCAGCACAGAUCAGAGCAUCAUCGUAGAACUUCUGGAAUACCAAGCAGGGGUGCCGGAUGAAAACGCUGCCAGGUACCAUUUUGAAGACAUUGCGGGCAGUUCGGCCAAUUUGGAGAUUUUGAGCCAAGACCAGUUUGCGCCCUCUCUUCUGGCAUUCGAAGGCUGCAGCAGCACCUGGCAACUCACAGGCCGCCAGAAGAUCGCUAAAUUCAAUGAGGACGCCAAAAAUGAUGUGUGUGUGCAUUUGGUGUUGCUGCGCCUCCCCCAGUACGGAACGGAUCUGCUUGUCACUUUCAAUGACCCCACCUGGAUUAACCCUCUAAGUACCAGCGCUGUGCAAAAUACAGAUGUCCCCUUGGCACUGUCUCGACCGCCCUGGACAGUGGAGCAUUUCCACACUUUUGUGUGUAGCCUGCGGCUCCUGAAUCCUGGACUGUUUGGUUAACAGUUCUCUUGUCUACGUUUGCCAGAAAUCCAGCUUUGCUCCGGCGCGGCUGUUAUCCCUGAGCUGUCUGGUUUAGAGUCCUUCAAAUGAGCACGCUGGCUGUGGUAUACGGAUCUUUUUCCUUCAUCCCCAGUCGGAAAAGGGGAGAUGGACCCUGAAUGCCAAAGGAUGUUCUCCUGACAAAAAGCAAUCUUGGCUUGCUUUAGGAUUGCAUUAUACCAGUGUUUUUCAAACUUGCGGACUUUAAGAUGUGUGGAGCAGUGUUUUUCAAAGUUGGUUACUGUUAGCCUUCAAGAAUCUUUCUUCUGCUUGUCUUUCUGGCUGCCAUAGUAAGGGGGGGAGGGAGGAUAAAUUGGGCUUUGUGGGGGUGGGGGAAGAGUGGUGGAGGCUUGAGUUGGGAAAACUUGGAAAAACGUUAUG